Argiope bruennichi is the source of this 3887-nucleotide messenger RNA. RefSeq lists its product as uncharacterized. Gene Ontology annotation, molecular function: structural constituent of chitin-based larval cuticle. Gene Ontology annotation, cellular component: chitin-based extracellular matrix. The transcript is spliced from 9 exons. Lineage: Eukaryota; Metazoa; Arthropoda; Arachnida; Araneae; Araneidae. The record is from RefSeq and is a predicted model, not a curated record. The coding region runs from base 111 to 2294 and encodes 727 amino acids.
ACAUUCUACCCCACCCCCUUUUCUCUCACGUGACGGUGCUUCUUCAUCAGUAUAUAAGGAUGGCGGAUCUCCGAAGAUGACACUCUCACUUUCAGAGCAAACAACCAACAAUGAUGAGACAGGUGGUCAUUUUACUUGCAAUUGCCGCUGUUGCUUCGGCAAAAGGUUAUGGACAAGCUUUCCAAUCAAAGAAGAAUGUAGAACAAAAACAACAUCAUCAAUUUGCCAGUGUUACCUCCUACCAUUCCAACCAACCUGCUGCACUUCAAAUCCAAGCAGGCCCACUUCCCCAAACUGCUCCCCAACAACAGGCAGCACCCUCACCCUAUUCAUUUGGGUAUGAAGCCGAUGGCAGUGCUCGACAAGAAUCCGCUGAUAGUUCCGGCAAAGUGACUGGCAGCUACACAGUGACCAACGAAGAUGGUUCUGUGAGAGUGGUCAAAUACGUGGCUGACGAUCAAGGGUUCAGGGCCGACAUCGAUACUAACGAAGCCGGAACAAAGAGUUCAAAUCCUGCCAAUGUUGAUUUCAAAUCAGCCUUUGUUGAACCUGCAGCACCUGCUCAGCCUGCUCCUAAGAAGUACUCAGCCCCUCAAGUUGGCACUUAUGCAGGACAGUAUGAACAGAAGCCUGUUCAGUUCAAUUUGGGCAGCAAUGGCGGAGCCUAUUCGUUCAAUUACGAGGCCCAGCUUGAAGAUGGUGGCAGUAGCUCACGAAGGGAAAGUGCCGAUUCAUCAGGCAAAGUUUCCGGCCAAUAUAGUCUGUCCGUAGCUGACGGCCGAAGACGACAGGUCGAUUACUCAUCCGGAGCUGAAGGAUUCCAAGCCAAAAUUGAAACCAAUGAAUUUGGAACCAAAAGUGAUUCUCCUGCCCAUGUCCAGUUCUACUCCUCUGCCCCACAGCCUGCUGCUGCACCCGCCACUUCCGGUUUCGCCCAAGGUUCGUCAUUCCAACAACAAAAACAGGUCACUUCAUAUGCAGCAGCUCCUGUAUACCAACAACCUAUUCAGGCAGCUAAAUUCGCAUCUGCUUCUGUAAAUCAACAACAGCCAAUCCAGGAAUACGCCCAGCCUUCCCCAUAUGCCUUCAGCUACGACGCCCAGUUGGAGGACGGCAGCAGCUCAAGAACCGAAUCCGCUGAUGCUUCCGGUAAAGUUGUCGGUUCCUACAGCCUGGCCACUGCUGAUGGACGAAAAAGAACCAUCCACUACCAGGCUGACCACGAAGGUUUCAGAGCAAACGUUGAUACCAACGAAUUCGGAACCAAGAGUGAUUCACCUGCUGAUGUCCAGUUUAACUCUAAUGCUCCAAAAGAAGCUCCUGCACCUACCUACAGCGCUGGUCAGUUCAGUCAACAAAGAGUUCCCGCCGCCUUCCCGGUUCAACAGAAUCAUGUAGGAGCUGGUAGCCAAAUUAAGAGCGCCUUCCAAUCUCAGUCUUCUUACCAAGGACAGAGUGCCAUGCAGUAUGGUGGUGCUAGCGGUGGCGCUGAAAGCUAUGCUCCUUUCUCUUUCAACUACAUUGCUGAGUUGGAAGAUGGAAGCAGCUCCAGAAGCGAAUCGGGAGAUGGAUCUGGCAAAGUGACCGGAUCUUACAGCUUGUCUGGAAAUGAUGGACGCAAAAGAACCGUCGACUACUUGGCUGAUCAGGCCGGUUUCAGAGCCACCAUCAACACCAACGAAUUCGGAACCAAGAGUGAUUCUCCCGCUGACAUUCAGUUCUAUUCCACUGCUGUUCAAGUGGCUCCCCAAGCUCCCAGUGCCCCAGCCUAUAAGGCCACUCAGGGCCAAUACCACUCUGGAGGUUCAGCUACCCAGUAUAAGGCAUCUGGUGGUCAGUUCUACUCCGGAUCUUCGGCUAUGGCAUCCAGUUCUGGGCAAUUCAAGUCUUCCUUUGCAGGUCAACAGAGAGUUGAAGCCCAGCCUUCCUUCCAACCAUCCCCCUAUUCUUUCGGGUAUGAAGCUGACGCAACAGGUGGUAGCAGCGCACGAAGUGAGUCUGCUGAUGCCAGUGGAAAAGUAACCGGCAGCUACACUGUCAGGAAUGAAGAUGGCUCCCAUAGAGUGGUCGAUUACAUUGCAGAUAAGGACGGAUUCAGAGCUAACGUCAAGACCAACGAACCAGGCACCAAGAGUGAUGAUCCUGCUCAUGUUGUAAUCAAAUCUGACGCACCUGCAGCCAGCGCACCUAUCCAGCAGCAGAAAUAUGCUGGAAAAGCCAACUUUCCAGAACGCACUUACACACAAAAGUCUAGCAUGAUCAGUCAGAAGCAUGUCGAUGCCUGGAGGCGGUAAUUUCAUUUGAACUGAGCGAUAUUUUGAUGAAUUCUCUCUAUAGAUUCUUGUUCUAUCUGAAAAGCUUAACAGUUUGAAGGAUUGAUGAAUAUUAAAGAUAGCCUUUAUAAGGCUGAAGGAUAUAAUAAAUGCUACUACUCAUAAGGCUUAGGUUGCGGUAAACGAUUUCUUCAUGCUUUAAAUGGUAAUUAAAGCGGGGUAUUCGGGCACUUAAAGGUCUUUUUUUUUAUUUUAGCAUUAACCCAACAUUCAAGUUAGGUUACUGGGAAGUAUUACUUUUAAUAGUGGCAUGAUAUUUCCAAUGCCUCAACGCGAAAUGCUGGCAUGAAAUUUUUUUGUCUUUAAAUUCUUAUGGUACAACUUAGCGAAAAAGGCAUGCUUUGCAAUCAAUCAGUGUAUUGUUGUUUUUGUAGUUGUUGUGUUGUCUACAGUGCUACAAUGUUUCUCUUUUUUUUUUCUCUAUCUCUUUCCUUAAUUUGCAUUUUGAAAUAAAGGGCAUAGUAUGUGAUUUAUUGGUUCACUGCUGAAAAAAAUUAAACGAAAAAUAGAUGCCUUAAACGUUAAAUUAAGAGUUCAAAUAAAGGUUUCCAUUAGUAUUUUCAUAACUCGAAUUAGAGAGGUUUUUCGAAUAGAGAGCAUUUAAAGAUGCAAGAAUUAAUGAGCUUUAAAGAGCGCUCAGAAUUUUCAAUGUUUCAAAUUCGGGUAAUGCAGAUUCUAAUGCAAAAAUCAGUACGAAAAUACGAAAUCAGAAAAUACGAAAAUGAGAAUACUAAGGUUUUGGUAAUGAAAACGAAUGGAAUGAGUAUUUGUAGAGUAAGGAGGAUCGAAAUUUCGCUCGUUUCAAGUCUCAGGUGUUUACAUUCCAAAGCGGCAAACUGAAUACGGCUUGUAUUAAUUUCCAAAACAUGGGCAUUUCUAAAAAAAAUCAAAGAAAAAAAUCUUGUAAAUAUUUUUGGGUAGCAUGAAAAAAAUGUCAAAAAAAAAUCAUGGUGUGGGGACUCAUUGUUGUUCGCGCAGGGCAAACACAUCUUAUAGACUUUGUUAAUAAUUGAUACAAAGGACAUGUCGGACAAUUUUUUAAUGUAAAUUAUAAAAAAUUCGCGAUUACAUUCAAUUUUACGUUGAUUUUAAAUUGAUGGAAGUGCAUUUAACGUUUUUUAAACGGGAACUUAAUGAUUCCUUUUGAAUUUCGGUUUUUAGAUAUUUUUUACAGUUAUCAAUGUACAGCGCAAAAUUUCGUAAAUUUCUCAUUCUAUCAAAUUCCUUUGUAAAAAUACCAUAAAUUAAUCAAAACUGCAUUUUUAAUGACUUUUUAUAAAAAAAAUAUUUUAAAAACAUUAAAAUUUUUUGUUAAAUAAAUCCUAAAUUGACUAUUAAAUUUAACAAUAAGACAAAUAAAUCAAGCAAUUAAGAUAAUUAUAUAAAACUGUAAAAUAAUUUUAAAAUUUCUGUCAUGUAUGUUUUUUGAAAAACCAUGUUAUCAAUUCAUUAGACUGUGAUAUGUUAUAAGAUGUUGUUUCACCUGUACUUUUCACUUUAUACUGUUACUUGUGUGUGUCUUUUAUACUUUUACAAUAAAAGCAUAGUUUCAAA